Molecule: messenger RNA, 1191 nt
Organism: Daucus carota subsp. sativus
Lineage: Eukaryota; Viridiplantae; Streptophyta; Magnoliopsida; Apiales; Apiaceae
Product: MADS-box transcription factor 23
Exons: 9
Coding region: 260-964 (234 amino acids)
Biological process (GO): positive regulation of transcription by RNA polymerase II
Cellular component (GO): nucleus
Molecular function (GO): DNA-binding transcription factor activity, RNA polymerase II-specific; RNA polymerase II cis-regulatory region sequence-specific DNA binding; protein dimerization activity
Source: RefSeq, a predicted model, not a curated record
UUAGAUGCAACUAUUCACUUUAUAAAAAGGUUUCGACUUCGAUGACCAACUAUGAAACAAAAGUUUUAGGCAGUACUCCGUCGAAUCAAACCGUAUCAAAGUAGGAACGAAAGAGACCACUCCUUCAUUCAAAAGCUCUCGCUUGAUCUCUUAACCGAUUAAGUAAGAAAUUCUUGAGAUGUACAUAUAUGUAAACGCAUUCUAUUAAUUCAAAAGGAUUGUCUGAUCAACAAUCAUCAUCUCUUAGUUAGGAUUGAAGAUGGGAAGAGGAAAGAUUGCGAUUCGGAGGAUCGACAACCCCACAAACAGGCAAGUGACUUUCUCCAAGAGAAGGAGCGGCCUUUUGAAGAAAGCAAAGGAGCUCUCUAUCCUAUGCGAUGCUGAAGUUGGUGUCGUCAUCUUCUCCAGUACCGACAAGCUCUAUGAAUUCUCAAACACCAGCAUGAAAUCAGUGAUCGAAAAAUAUCAGAAAGCUAAAGAUGGAGAUAAUCAACUACUGAGUCCAGAUAAAGAAGUUAAGUUUUGGCAAAAGGAAGCAACCAUCUUGAGGCAACAACUACAAGCACUGCAAGAUAAUCAUCGGCAACUAAUGGGGAAGGAACUCCACGGUUUGAGCAUUAAAGACCUGCAAAAUCUAGAAAAUCAAUUGGAAAUAAGCCUGCAAGGGGUCCGCAUGAAAAAGGACGAGAUAUUAACCGAUGAGAUUCAAGCGCUACACACAAAGGGAAAUCUUCUUCACCAAGAAAAUAUAGAACUCUAUAAAAAGGUAAACCUCAUUUGUCAAGAAAACAUGGAAAUGAACAAGAAGGUUUACGGAAGAGAUGCAACUGUAGGAAACAGAAACACAGCAAUUCCCUACGACUUGGGCAUUAUUGAGGACCCUCGGGUUCCUGUUCACCUCCAGCUAUGCUUGCCAGAGCAACCAAGUGUUAAGGCACUGGAAACAGGCCCAAAAUUGAGGUGACAUUGUAUUGGUGGGAUAGAAUACUGCGCCAAAAAGAAAAGAAUAUCAGCAAGAAAUGUUACAAAUCUGAGAUGGUAUAAUUGUUUGAAAGGAUUUCGAGACUAAUAAUGCAGCUCAAUUUAUUACAGAAUGAGACUAAUUAAGUGUAAAAUUAUAUACAACAGUAGGGUUAUCCCCAACUUCUCACCUACCCAAUUGGGGUAAUAAUUAAAAAUGUCUAUUGCUUA